Molecule: messenger RNA, 450 nt
Organism: Thyridium curvatum
Lineage: Eukaryota; Fungi; Ascomycota; Sordariomycetes; Thyridiales; Thyridiaceae
Exons: 4
Coding region: 1-450 (149 amino acids)
Source: RefSeq, a predicted model, not a curated record
AUGGUUGCCACAGUUGCUUUGCUCGUCACUUCGCUUGGCCUCAUUCCCCAACCGAUUAUGGCCUCCUAUGGAUUCGCUAAUAACUGCGAAGUCCGCGGUGCUCGCCUCUCCGAGAGCUUCCUCGGCAUGUACUGCAACAACCACAACACAGCCGAGUACCUUUACAACUGGACUUGGAUUGAUCUCAACCUCUGUGUUAGCAACUAUGGAGGUCGUCUCAUUCCCAAGAAAGAUGGUGCCUUCUUCCGCUCUUGCAAGCCGUGCUCGGUCAAGCUCAAUGGCUCGGCCAGUGAUGACCAUGUCACACUGAACCUUGGCUGUAACUGCAAGGACGUCAAGGGCCAUACACCGGCCACCAUCCUUGACCUCAACACCCUCAUUGGCAAUGAUGACGGCGCCAUGACUUGCUACGAUCAUCGAGGCAACAAGACUUGGAUUGGUCCUGCCUGA